AUGGAGAAUUCACUGAGGCCUCUGCUUCUUUUUUUAGGGAUAUACAUUUUUUCAAGGCAGUGGAUACUGACCCAUCAGCAAGUCAAUGUGGCCUUAAGAGGAAUAGCAAUACAAUCUUCCACCGAUGGUCACUUGGCUUCUGUAGCUAUUGAUGGCAGCAGAGAAUCUAACAUGGUUUUGUACUCAUGUACACACACAUUUUGGGAGAAUAACCCAUGGUGGAGAGUGGAUUUGUUGGCAGUGUAUGACAUUUGCAAUGUAAUCGUCACUAACAGAGGCGACUGCUGUUCAGAACGGAUAAAUGGUGCUGAGAUCCACAUUGGCAAUUCCUUAAUCAACAAUGGCAACAAUAACCCCAGAUGUGUUGUUAUCUCUAGUAUCUCUGCUGGUGCCUCUGUAAGCUACACGUGUAAUAUGCGGGGUCGUUAUGUGAACGUGUUCCUUCCCAGUGCUAGCCAGAUUCUCUCACUCUGUGAAGUGGAAGUCUAUGGGGUUGCAGUCCCUGUUACUAAGAGGGCAUUUCUGAAAUUAAAGUUUAACAGCAAUGAGGAUCUCAGCAACCCUACCAUAAUGGACAAAGUUCUUCAAAAGAUCAAAUCUGCCAUUGUCCAGUCAUCGGUAUUUAAGAUUCGUUGGACAAAGGAACCAGAAGUAGAAAAGAUGACUUUCUGGCCUACAUCAAGCAAGAAAAUGAAGACUUCACAGAGGCCACUGCUUCUUAUUUUAAGGAUUAGCAUUUUCUCACUGCAGUGGACUCUGACCCAUCAGCAAGUCAAUUUGGCCUUAAAAGGAAUAGCAACACAAUCUUCUGCAUACGGUUCCUAUACUGCUCCCUUAGCUAUUGAUGGCAGCAGAGCAUCUAUCAUGCUUUCACACUCAUGCACACACACAAAUUUUGAGAAUGACCCAUGGUGGAGAGUGGACUUGUUGGCGGUGUAUGCCAUUGGCAAUGUAAUCAUCACUAACAGAGGCGACUGCUGUCCAGAACGGAUAAAUGGUGCUGAGAUCCACAUCGGCAAUUCCUUAAUCAACAACGGCAACAAUAAUUCCAGAUGUGCCAUCAUCACUAGUAUCUCCGCUGGUGACUCUGCGAACUACACCUGCAAUACGCAGGGUCGUUAUGUGAACGUGUUCAUUCCAGGUGUAGUCCGGGUUCUCACACUCUGUGAAGUGGAGGUCUAUGGAGCUACAGUUGCUGUUUAUAAGAGGGCAUUUCUGAAAUUAAAGCUUAACAGCAGUGAGGAUCUCAGCAACCCUACCAUGAGGGACAAAGCUCUUCAAAAGAUCAAAUCUGCCAAUGCUCAGUCACCAGUAUUUAAGAUUCGUUGGACAAAGGAACCAAAACUGGAAACUAAAACCUAGAAAACGGGUAUCAUAAAAUCAUCCUAAGUACAGAAGAAAGAAGAAGAAGAAGCAGUCAAAGGAAAAUAACUAUAAGGAACAAAUGUGUGAGGUUUGGGUGUAGCAUAUGGGACAGUUAGCUAGCUGAUAAUGUAUAAUUACUGGUUAGAAGUAGUACAGUUUUUUUUGGAAAUGUAUGUAUGAUAUAAUUCAUAUUACCAUGUACUACAGUAAUGUAAUAUACUACUACGUACUGUAUAUAAGAUUUAUUGAUGGGUUUAGCAUUGUGAAGCCUAGGUUUGAACUUAACAUAAUAGGUAGAUAUUAUGCUAGUUAGAUAUCUCUUACUAAUUAUAAUUGUGCAGAUGUAUGCAGUAAUAUUCUGGUGAGAAUUUCUCUGCAACACAAUGGAAAACAAAACAUUCAGGUUAUAAAAGCUUCCCAUUCACCUGUACCCUUUACAGUUGCCAUUGCAAUAGUACCAAGAAAACAUUUUACACAAUAGGAUUAAUAAAUUACUGUGAAAUUCUGAAUAGUGCUAAUGAUAAUGAAUGUUUCUUUAUAAUGAUCGCGAUUUUUAUUAUUAUUAAUAAAGCCAUUCUAAUAAGCUUCUAAUAUUGCCAUGACACAAAAUGCAAUAUUAAAUGUUUACAUUUUCCAUCUUUUUAUACCUUAACAUAUCCUUGCUCAGAGCAUUCCAUUCCCCUAAACAAACAUUUGAAAUUGUUAUCAAGAAAAUCUUAUUUAGCAUGCAAGAUAUUCAGUAAUCUGUAACUAAGACCCAAUAAAGAAUUCUCAUUACGAGGACAAUGUCCAGAAUUUCACUGAAACACUUCAGCCUCUGAUUAAUCAUGGAUUCCUUAAAUCUCUAUUCUAGUAGUCUCUGAGGAUUUCCUAUCACUCCACUGUAAAAAUCCAAACACUAAAAAAAAAAAUCUGUAUAUUUUACGGGAAAAUAC
Molecule: messenger RNA, 2300 nt
Organism: Hemibagrus wyckioides
Lineage: Eukaryota; Metazoa; Chordata; Actinopteri; Siluriformes; Bagridae
Product: pentraxin fusion protein-like
Exons: 14
Coding region: 1-1362 (453 amino acids)
Source: RefSeq, a predicted model, not a curated record